Molecule: messenger RNA, 2066 nt
Organism: Impatiens glandulifera
Lineage: Eukaryota; Viridiplantae; Streptophyta; Magnoliopsida; Ericales; Balsaminaceae
Product: eukaryotic translation initiation factor 3 subunit D-like
Exons: 1
Coding region: 58-1809 (583 amino acids)
Biological process (GO): translational initiation
Cellular component (GO): cytoplasm; eukaryotic translation initiation factor 3 complex
Molecular function (GO): translation initiation factor activity
Source: RefSeq, a predicted model, not a curated record
AUUAGGGCUUUGUUCUAUAUCUAUACCUCUCUCAGCUGCCGUCACCGGAAGUAAAAAAUGACUGGCUUUGAUAUCGGCGCCGUUCCGUUCAACUCAGACGGCUGGGGACCGCCGGAUUCUUCUUUACCCAAUCUACCCAAUCAACCAAGCAAUGUCCCUUUCGCCCCAUUCUCUCGCUCUGAGAAACUCGGCCGGAUUGCUGAUUGGACCAGGAACUACCCAUCACGUAAUUUCAACAACUCCCGCAACCCAGUUGAUUCUGUCUUCGAUUUCACUGGCGAUGAAUCCUUCGGUGGCCUUGCUGGCGACGAUGAUUCAUCCUUCCGCCUUGUAGAUGGAAAGCCUCCGCCUCGUCCUAGAUUCGGACCCAAAUGGAGAUUUCAUCAGCAAAGAAAUCAGCUUCCACAACGCCGCGAUGAGGAGGUCGAGGCGAAGAAGAGAGAGGCGGAGAAGGAACGAGCUCGUCGCGAUCGGCUUUACCAUCUCCGUCGUCCCGGUGGAAAUGCGCAGCGACGAGAGGCCGCUGUGUUCAAAUCGUCGGUUGAAAUUCAACCGGAAUGGAACAUGCUUGAUCAGAUCCCUUUCUCAACUUUCUCCAAGCUUUCCUUUUCGGUUCCCGAACCGGAAGAUCUCCUCAUUUGUGGAUCGCUCGAGUUUUACGAUCGGUCUUACGAUCGCGUCACACCAAAGAAUGCCCGGCCUCUGGAGAGAUUCAAGAAUCGCAAUUUCUUCAAAGUUACUACCACGGAUGAUCCGGUGAUUCGUCGACUCGCGAACGAGGACAAAGCAACUGUUUUCGCCACCGAUUCGAUCCUGUCCACCCUCAUGUGUGCUCCAAGGUCAGUUUAUUCAUGGGACAUUGUUGUUCAGAGAGUUGGAAACAAAUUAUUCUUUGAUAAGAGAGACGGGUCUCAACUUGAUUUACUAUCUGUUCACGAAACAUCACAAGAACCGUUGCCUGAAUCCAAAGAUGACAUUAACUCUGCAUAUUCAUUGAGUGUUGAAGCUGCCUAUAUCAACCAGAAUUUCUCACAGCAGGUUUUAUUAAGAGAUGGUAAUAACAAGGUCUCCUUUGAAGAGCCAAACCCAUUUGCUACAGAAGGUGAAGAAGUCGCCUCUGUUGGUUAUAGAUACAGGCGUUGGAAACUCGACAACGAUAUGCAUCUUGUUGCUAGAUGUGAGGUUCAGAGUGUUGCAGAGAUCAAUAAUCAAAGAUCAUUCUACACAUUGAAUGCUCUUAACGAGUUUGAUCCAAAGUUUUCUGGUGUUGAUUGGAGGCAGAAGCUGGAAACCCAAAGGGGUGCUGUUUUGGCUACUGAGUUGAAGAACAAUGCCAACAAAUUGGCUAAAUGGACCGCCCAAGCUCUAUUGGCGAGUGCUGACAUGAUGAAGUUAGGGUAUGUUACACGUGUCCAUCCUCGCGAUCAUUUCAACCAUUCAAUCUUGGCCAUUGUUGGGUACAAGCCCAAGGACUUUGCAGCUCAGAUAAAUUUGAAUACUUCGAAUAUGUGGGGAAUUGUGAAGUCUCUUGUUGAUGUGUGCAUGAAAUUGAAAGAAGGGAAAUAUGUUCUGGUGAAGGAUCCAUCGAAGCCACAAGUUAGAAUAUAUGAGGUUCCUCCUGAUGCUUUUGAAAAUGAUUAUGUUGAGGAACCUUUACCGGAGGAUGAGCAGGUCCAACCUACUGGUGAGGAUUAUGGCGUUGCUGAUGAUGUUGAAGGAGGAGGAGGAGAAGAAAAAGAAGCUAUUGUGGCAGCUUCCAUUGAUGUUGAAGCUAAAGAGGAGGUGGUGGUUGUUACUGCUGAAAUCUAAAGGUCAAUGUUUUAAAGCCUCGUCUUUUCCUUUUUUUUGCCUUUUAUUUUGUGUUGGAAAUAGACAUGCCCCUGCUUUUGCCUUUCUAGUUUUCAAACCAAAUAAUACUAAAUUUUCUUUUGUGGGUUUUUGAUGAUCUGGGGCUUGUUUAAGGUUAUAUGUUUUUGAUUAAUGCUGUUAGUUCUCAUUUAGACUCAAGGAAUGAUUAUGGGAUAUUUCUAGAGAUUAAUAACAUUUUGCGGAUUUCUCUUCCUAAA